This is a messenger RNA of Tricharina praecox, 1629 nucleotides long. Its product is annotated as WD40-repeat-containing domain protein. Lineage: Eukaryota; Fungi; Ascomycota; Pezizomycetes; Pezizales; Pyronemataceae. Bases 84 to 1598 code for a protein of 504 amino acids. Gene Ontology annotation, molecular function: protein binding. The record is from RefSeq and is a predicted model, not a curated record. The transcript has a single exon.
GUUUGGAAUUGCAUGUAACUCAAAACUCGCCUCGACAUCGUCCGUCAAUUCUUCACAGCUCACAAUUUACAUCACACAUCACAAUGGUUAAGAGAAAGAGAGAUAUUGCCCCUGCUACUGCUACGGCGACGCCUGCUGCUGCAACGGAAGCAGUCUCCACCAACACGGAAACUACAACUUCGGCCAGCGCAACCGUUCACCUUCAGAUCGUCACAGGAACCUACGAAAAGACUCUCCAUGGCUUCAUUGUAAACAUUCCACCUCCCACCAGCACUCCUGCCACUGGCACAACUACCAGCGACGACAUCGCCCUCCCCGCCACCUUCACCGACACCUUCCUCUUCGCCGCACACACCUCGCCGCUGCGCACGCUCGCCAUUUCUCCCGCAGGCCCCAACACCAAAAAGCGCAUCCUCGCUACCUCUUCCGCCGACGAGCGGAUAAACCUUUACACACUCUCGACACGCCUCCCGCCCGUCUCGUCCAACUCCCUUCUCAAGCCGCUCUCCGGGCGCAAUCGCCACCUUGGAACCCUCCACAACCACCUCAACACCCCGACAUCCCUCAUCUUCACGCCGAACCGUAACAAGUUCCUCAGCGCCGGCGCCGAUGGUCAAAUACAGAUCCUGCGCACCCGGGAUUGGGGCGUGCUCUCCACGCUGAAAGUCCCCAAGCCCAAGGCGAAGCCCGUAAAUUACGUCAAGGACUACGGCGAGGGCUAUGGCCCGCGCAUCGACGCCUUCGGUAGCGAGGGAUACGGCGGUGGCAGCGGCGCAGUAAAUGAUAUCGCCCUUCACCCGUCACAAAAGAUUUUACUAUCUGUGGGCGCUGGAGAGAGGGCAGUGCGUAUGUGGAAUCUUAUGACGGGACGCAAGGCGGGUGUCCUUGCCUUUGGAAAGGAAGUGCUACCACCGAGGAUCGGGAAAGAGGGGAUGCGGGUUGAGUGGGCGGCCGAUGGUGAAUCGUAUGCUGUCGCCUUUGACCGUGGUGUCAUCGUCUUCGGAAUGGACUCUAAGCCGAGGGUGCGGAUUGAGACUAGUGGGAAAAGCAAGAUCCACAUGAUGCGAUUUGUCCAGGUCCCCAAGGGACUGCUUGGGCAGGAGACAGAGGAAGUCCUGGCCCUCUCCACGGAGGAUGGACGGAUGCUAUUUUACUCUACUACCGCCGAGGAAUUGGAUUCCCCCAUCUUGCUGGGAACUCUGGGCGGAAGGAGUAUGGGCAUGCCCGGUCGCGUCAAGGACUUCAUCGUUAUGCGCGCCGAGGGCAGGAUAUUCGUUAUAACCGCCGGAAGCGAUGGUGUGGUCCGUGUGUUUGAUCUCUGUGGCGAGGGAAGCGGGAUCGAGGUGGUGGAGGAGGAUGAGGCCGAAGGCGGUGCCGAAAAGAAGGCGAAGACGGAGGGAUUGGAAGAGAAGAAGGGGGAUAGACAAGUGGGCAAAUUGGUGGGUAUGUAUGAGACGGCGAGGAGGAUUACGUGUAUGACCGCCAUGCUUAUGCAGGAGGGUGGCGAGGAGGAGCAAGAGGAUGAAGAGAUGGGAGAGGCUGGCGAAGGGGAGGAGGAGGAGAGUAGUGAUGAGGAGAGCGAUAACGAUAACGAGUAGAUUUACCUCGAAUAAUCAAUACCAAAAGGCG